This is a messenger RNA of Dreissena polymorpha, 5209 nucleotides long. Its product is annotated as phosphatidylinositol 4,5-bisphosphate 3-kinase catalytic subunit alpha isoform-like. Gene Ontology annotation, biological process: phosphatidylinositol-3-phosphate biosynthetic process; cell migration; phosphatidylinositol-mediated signaling. The transcript is spliced from 22 exons. NCBI's taxonomy places the organism in Eukaryota, Metazoa, Mollusca, Bivalvia, Myida, Dreissenidae. Gene Ontology annotation, molecular function: 1-phosphatidylinositol-3-kinase activity; 1-phosphatidylinositol-4-phosphate 3-kinase activity. The record is from RefSeq and is a predicted model, not a curated record. The coding region runs from base 622 to 3765 and encodes 1047 amino acids. Gene Ontology annotation, cellular component: cytoplasm; phosphatidylinositol 3-kinase complex; plasma membrane.
CAAACAACAAGCAAUCAAAAAACACUAAGUAUUUGCUGCGGAUAGCUGUGAGAAAAAAGAAAACAACAAAUUACAAAGUUCAUGCAUGAUGCGCUGUUCUUGAAGACUCUCAGUCCAGUGAGGGGUGUAUAGCUAUUAAAGGAAGCAGCAUACUCGUUACAAACUGGUCACAUGGGAUCCUUAAAGGACAGGCCUCAAGGAGAGGCAACAUAACAAAGACAAAGGAUGGUAGAUCUUCAUACUGAGACGUCUAUAGGUCCUUAACACAGUGACACAAGCCUUGAAAACCCAGAAGUGUAUUUGGUCCAUAAGUUACAGUGACAAAGGAUUUGAAAACUGAAAGUGUACUAGGUCUUUAACAGCGACACAAGCCUUGAAAUCCAGAAGUGAAUAAGAUUUAUAAAAGUGACACAAACCCUAAAACCAGGAAACGUGAAAAGUUGUUACGUUGUCACAAGGUGCCAGUUCCUUAAACUGGGAAAGUGUACUUGCUUCGAUAAAGUUACACAUGAAAGUCUGUCAGUGCGGUCACCAGGUUUGAAGCCCUUGAUAAUCACCGGAAGCUAAAUUAAUAAAAAAGUUUAGUAGUGUUCAGAGGAACUUGUAGUCACUUGAGGUGAGAUGCCGCCCAGUUCCGGAGAGCUAUGGGGCCACCAUCUGAUGCCCCAGCAGAUCUUUGUGGACUGCCUCAUGCCCACAGGUCUUAUCAUUCCACUGAGGUGCAAUCGAGAUGCCACAAUGGAAAAAAUUAAGUCCGAUCUUUGGAUGGAAGCAAAGAAAUAUCCCUUGUUUCACAAACUUACGGAUCCAUCAUCUUACAUAUUUGUCGGCAUCACCCAAGAUGCAGCGCGAGAGGAAUUCUAUGACGAAACUCGCCGCCUGUGUGAUUUGCGUCUCUUUCAACCUAUUUUGAAGGUUGUUGAGCCAAAAGGGAACCGUGAGGAGAAAAUGCAGAAUUAUGAAAUUGGCACAGCUAUCGGCAUUUCUGUGAAUGAGUUCAAUGAAAUGAAGGACCUAGAAGUUAUGACGUUCCGACGCAACAUUCUCAAAAUCUGUCAGGAGGCGUUCGAGGAAAGACGUCGGGACGGCAAGCACAGUUUGGCCCUGUACUUAUAUCCCCCUGAUGUCGAGUCUUCUGCUAAACUGCCCUCACAUCUAGAGGAAAAACUACAAGAUAAACAGAUUCUAGUCUGCGUGUGGGUGGUUCACUCAGACAGCUCCCGUAACAAGUACACCGUUCGAAUCUCCCAUGCAGCCAAACCAAUUGAUGUUAUCGCGGAGACCAUACGACGACGGGGUCGGGCAAAGGGUCAGUCGCGAGUGGAAACGGAGCGCUGUAUAGAGGCAUUUUCGCAUACCUAUGUUCUCAAAGUCUGUGGCUGUGAUGAUUUCUUGUUUGAAGGAUAUCCAAUUAGUCAAUAUAAGUGUAUCCGUGAAUGUAUAGAGACUGGCAACAUACCUCAAUUGAUGCUUCUGACUAAGGACAAUGUUUAUGCAACAAUCAGGGAUAUACCCUUCACAGUUCCAUCAUAUGUGCAGAAAGGUAUUCAGGCAUUGAAUGAUGCAUGCAACAAGCAGACAAUCUCCAUCCUAGACAGAAUUCAUGUCAAUUUCAAGAUGAAGGUCCACUGUGCCACCAAUGUCAAUGUCAAAGAGCAAGGUGGAAAGAUCUUUGUGCGGGCGGGCCUGUACCAUGGGACAGAGUCACUGUGUCAGAAUCAGCUAACCAAGGAGAUGGACUGGGAUGUCCCGCGCUGGAACGAGUGGCUGGAGUUCCUCUUCCUUCCUGACAUGCCACGCAGCGCAAAGAUCUGCUUCUCUCUGUGCACCAUCAGCAAACGCAAGAACAGAAAGAUUUACUAUGCACUGGCGUGGGGCAACUUGCAGCUGUUUGACUUCAACAACCACCUGAUGAACGACAUGGUGAGCCUGCAACUGUGGCCCAUGCCCCACGGGCUCGAAGAGUUGCUCAACCCACUGGGAAUACCAGGCUCAAACCCAGACAAAGAUUGCCCAUGCCUCGAGAUAGAGUUUGAGAACUUCAGCCCUACUCUUACGUAUCCUAGCGACCACCAGAUGGAGGACCUGGCCAAGCUUGCGGCAAACAGGGACAGCUAUUCUUCUCUGGCACUGCAAGCUGAUGACUGGAGAGAAGAAGAAAAACAACUGAUGGAGAUCAUAGAUCGAGACCCCUUGGCGGAGAUCAUUGAACAGGAGAAAGAGUUGCUAUGGAAACGAAGGGACUACUGCCUACACCAGCCUAACUCCUUACCAAAACUAUUAAGUGCAAUAAAAUGGAAUGACCAAGAAAAUGUGGCACAGCUAUACAUGCUGUUAAAGCAAUGGCCAACAGUUACACCCGAGGUAGCCCUACAUUUGUUGGACUGUUCGUUCACGGACCUGCGUGUGCGACAGUUUGCUGUGCAUUGUUUGGAGAUAGGCAUUUCUGAUGACAAACUACAGAGAUACCUUCUUCAGUUUAUUCAGGCGUUAAAGUUUGAGCCGUACUUGGAUAACCCGCUGACCAGAUUUCUGUUGAAGAGGUCCCUCAUGAACCAGAGGAUUGGUCAACAGUUCUUCUGGCAUCUCAAGUCGGAGUUGCACUACUCGGGGAUGCGUGUACGGUACGGUCUGAUUCUGGAGGCGUUUUGCAGGGGCAGCGGAAACUUCCUGAAGACUCUCAUCAAACAGGUGGAGGCUGUGGACAAGCUCACCAAACUCACCAAUGUUCUCAAGGCAUCAGGCAAAGAUGACAAGCAGGAGUUGAUGAGGAUGCUUCAUGAGCAGCUACAGCAGCCGGACUACCACGAGGUCCUCACAAACCUAACCUCCCCCCUGAACAGCAGUCAUAGACUAGGCAAUGUCAGCUAUGAGCAGUGCCAGGUGAAGAUGUCCAAGAAGAAGCCCCUCUGGAUGGUCUGGAUCAACACAGACCCCCUGGCCGACCUCUGGGAGAAGACCUACACCAUCCUUUUUAAAAAUGGCGAUGAUCUGCGACAGGACAUGUUGACCAUUCAGCUGAUCAGUGUCAUGGACUCCAUAUGGAAGGCUGCUGGACUGGAUCUUAGGAUGACCCCCUACAGCUGUCUGGCCAGCGGUCAAGACGUGGGGUUGAUAGAGGCCGUGCGUAACUCUGACACCAUUAUGAAGAUUCAGGAGAAAUCAGGGGCCAAGGCCUCCCUGCAGCUGGGCUCUAAGGCUCUACAUAGCUGGAUCAAGAACCAAAACAUUGAAAGGUACGAGGCGGCCAUUGAUGUGUUCAGACGUUCCUGUGCCGGGUACUGUAUCGCCACCUUCGUUCUCGGCAUCGGGGACCGACAUUCCGAGAAUAUCAUGUGUGCAAAGGAUGGAAGAGUUUUUCACAUUGAUUUCGGACACUUCUUGAAUCACAAGAAGAAGAAGUUUGGCAUCAACCGUGAGCGGGUGCCAUUUGUGCUUACAGAAGACUUUGUGUAUGUGAUAGCCAAGGGUCGGGACCAACCACAGAAAUCGGACGAGUUUAAAGACUUUCAGCUCCUCUGCCUAAAGGCCUACGUGGAGCUACGCAAGCAGUCAGACCUCAUUAUCAACCUGCUGACCAUGAUGCUGUCUUGCGGGAUACCAGAGCUCCAGUCCCUUGACGACAUCAGCUACGUGCGCAAGACGCUUGCAGUAGAGAAAACCGAGGAGGAGGCAGUCAUGUACUUUCAGCAGCAGCUGCACAUGGCGUACAAGGGACAGUGGACCACAAAGGUGGACUGGAUGUUCCACAAGCUCAAAAACUAGCAUUUGUGUUCAUUGUAUGGUGAUAUUUUUGGAGGGUGAAUAAUGUGAUUUUUUGUUGAGGGGGGGGGGCGAUUUUCACAAACGGGUCAAAUCAUUUAGAUCUAAGAUUUAUUUAUUCAGUAAUUAAUUGACAGAGUUUCAUCAAAGUAAAAACUCCAGAGAUCUAUAUAUUAUCCAAUCAAAAGAAUCAGAAAUGUGUGCAAGAUCUUCAACAAGAAAAAAGAUCGGAGGAAAAUUGCUAGCCAUGACGCACUUUUAGCAAAAAUAAACGAUGAAAGACUCCAGGAUAUUCCUAAAGAUUGACAAUAGUAUUAUCCAUUGUGCUGUUUUUCUUAUUUUUUUUCUUAAGUGACCGAUUCUUAUCAUUACAUGUAUCAUGAAAGCAAAAUAGGCAGGUAAAUAAAAAGUGGAUAUUUCACAAUAUGAGGUAAAAUAUUUAUUAGGUUUAUAAGAUUUUAAAGAAAUUGAUACCUACUGUCCAAAAACUAGGUCACUUGUUGAAUCUCUUGUUGAAUGUAGUGUCGAAGACAGGGUCACAGGAGUUCAAAAACUAGGUAACUAGGUCAAGUUUUAGAAAAAACUGGCUACCAAUGUAGUGGCCAUGUAUAACUCAAUAUUAAUGGAACAUGGUCAGGAUAUUUAGCAAUAUCUAGUAAUAGCUUCAUUUUAGGUAAAAAACUAGGUCAUGAUGUCAAUGCUUAGAAAAAGCUUGUUAACAGUAUAGAUGCCAGGUUACUGAUUCAACCUUGAUUACAUUUAGUCAGAACGUUUAUCUUGACAAUGGCAAGGCCAUUUUUGAAUCAGGAUUAUGUGGGGUCAAAAAUCAGGUCACCAGGCCAAUUAUUUGAUCAUUAAAACUCUUGUACUCAUGUGAGUUUUUCAGCCCUGGUCAUGGCCUUCUUAUUUCUUGUUUGAAUUUUAUUUGUUUGUGUUCACAUACUUUUCCUUAAUUAUUGAUUAUAAUUAUGUGUUUAAAAGUGCUCAGUUGAGGAAGAAUGCAAAUGAUCACACGGUUAAAGUUUGCCUUAACUUGAAAAUUUGACCAAUAAGGUUCUUUAAAUUAUUUGUGCUUGAUCCUUAUUGGUUGAAAUUUUAAGAUAAUAUUCAAAGAUCUAGCUCAUUGAUAUUAUAAGAUAAUGUUUUUUUGCCAGAACUCUUUGAUCUGGUAAGGAUUUUCCCCUACCUUUAAUGACAUUGUGCCACUGACAAUUGUACUAUUUCAUACAGAUCUGUGAUGUAUUGUUAAUGAAUGGGUAGGGGUUGACUACCUUUAAUUUUGUUCAUUUAUUCAUGGACUCUAGAUGAGACAAUAUACGCUCCGUGAUUUAUUCAUUAUUCAUUAUAAUUUAUUUUGUAGCCAUAUUGUAUUCUGUAAUCACACGUUCAUACGUAAUACUAUGUUCUGUACAUUUUAUUCAGAUAAUUAAAUUGUGCAUUAAAUUUA